AUAUAACUACAAUUAUUAGUUGUUCUAAUGUUCUAUAUACUAUUGAAGGGGAAAUUGUGUGAUUGUGGUUUUCAGGAUUGUAUCAAAGGGAAAACAUGAAAAAAAUUUAUAUCUUGCCUAAAACCUGUUGAGAUGCAAUGGGAUGGGUAUUUUCAACAUUCAAGCAAGUUUAUUUGAUUUAUUGUUUGGAUUGCAUUGAGAUUUGCAUUAAGAUUAGCCCAUUUUAGUCAAAAAGAAACAUUUUUAUAAACAUGCCCCUUUAAGAGUACGUUAUAAUAUAUUGUUAUUAUCUGUUUAUAUCUUUUUUUUGCUUCAUAAAGCUUGACUAAAGCACCAGAUAUGAUGAAACAUUGAUAAUAGAAUUAAUUACAUUACAAUUAAUGGCAUUGCUGGUUUCUAUGUUGAUAGAUCAGAUUCUCAUAUUCAUUCUUCUUUCUGUUUUUUUUUCCAGAAUAAACUCUCUGAAGGCCGUGGAAGACCCUCUUGCCCAGCAAUGAUGGGUUCCAUGCGUCUUCAUUCAUUUAUCUUUUUCAUCGGACUACUUCAAUUCUUUUUUGGAACCAAUUCAGCUCUGAAAGUUGAAAACUUUCGUCUAUUCAAACCGAAGCUGAUAUUGAAAGCAGAUACUUGGAAUAUUAUACCAUGUGCCUUUCAUACAAGGCAUCCCCUGAAUCCGUCACACGUCAAAUUGGAAUGGGGUUUCAUCCCAAAGGGCAGAAAGGAUUACCAACCUUUAGUGCGUCUAUACGGAGAUCAUGUCAGAACGGCAUUGCCUGCUUUCGCGGAUAGAUUCCAACUUUUUAAACCCCUAGUGGCAAAAGGGAACUGUUCGCUGGUCAUCAAUCCCACAGUCAUUGAAGACAGUGGCACUUAUCAGGUUACACUGACGAUAAAAGAAAAGGUGUUCAAGCCCCUUUCGUCUAUAAAAAUUCAAGUUGUGCAUCAACUCAAAGGUGGAUCACGGUCAGCACGUAUGAAUGAUGAAACAACGACAAAACCUACAAGCACCACUAUAGCACCAAACCAAGAAACAACUGCAACAACAGCAGAUGACAGGGAUUUCAUUGACAAGACCAUCCUCCCAGGUCUUAAAGGAAAGGAGAAGAUCUUUGGUAUAUCAGUGAUAGCUGUUGCAUCGUUCCUUGUUUUAUUCUCACUAUUAGGACUCUUUGUAUGGUUUGCUGACAAGCAAAUGAAGAAGGAAAAGAUCGGCGAUGUAGAAAGCCCACCAUCCAGCUCAUCUAGUGACAAUGAGGAGGAAUCAUAAGGGAAUAUGAAUUAAAGGGAUACUGUCGUGGAAAAACAUGUUUUUUACAAAAUGUAUCAGUUAA
Xenopus laevis (African clawed frog) is the source of this 1331-nucleotide messenger RNA. RefSeq lists its product as uncharacterized. The record is from RefSeq and is a predicted model, not a curated record. The transcript is spliced from 4 exons. NCBI's taxonomy places the organism in Eukaryota, Metazoa, Chordata, Amphibia, Anura, Pipidae. Bases 494 to 1267 code for a protein of 257 amino acids.